AUGUAUUUCAUACCAUCAAUACCAUAUAGAGAGGAACCUUAUCCUCCAUACUGGGGUACAAUUAACUCGCAAACUAAUUUCUGCGAAGAGGUAUGCAAACCCUCUAUUUUUGAUGAUACAAGUUAUACAUCAAUCAUCUACUACGCCUACAAAGGAAUCCGCGCCAACACCAACCGACAAGACGCCAUUAUCCGAAAUCUCCCCUAUCUCGGACUCGCAGGAGUAGGUAUCCUCAGUGCACUUUUCCAUUCCACGAACAAGUACUGGACACAAUGGUUCGACGACACCUCCAUGUUAAUCGCCACAUCCACCGUCGUACAUCGCGUAUUCACUUAUGAUAAAUCAUUCAAAUAUACUGUUAUCUACGGAUCUUCUUUAUUUAUAUUCAUGGUUGCGUUUAUAGCUUGGCAUUGUAUUACUGAUGAGACUUUAAUCCAUCCUAUUCUUUUCGGUAUCGAAAUAGCAUUUGUAGGUAUCAAAACACGCAGUAUUAUUAAUCUCCGCGUGGCAGAUAAAUUAGUACAGAAACAAGUCAAGAAAUUAGUUACAUAUGGUGGUGUAAUCUUCAUAACCGGCUUCAUCCUCUGGAACAUCGACAAUACAUUCUGUGCCUCCCUCACACAAACCAAACGUUCCAUAGAAGCAGGCCAAGAGUUAGGAAAAAAUUUCGCGUGGCCUGUGGGUAUGAUUUCGGGGGGUGGAAAGACGCAUCUUAUUAUAGAUGAUAGGGUUGGAGAUAUUGAUGGGGUGAUGGAGCUUGGGAAAGGGAAAGGGGGGAGGAGUGAUGGAUUGGGGUUAACGUUGAGGGAUGGAUUUUUGGAUGGGGCUGGGGGUGGGAAUGGGAAUGGGAAGGAUGCUUAUGAGUUGAUUCAUGGGAGGAAGAAAAGUGAGUAG
Messenger RNA from Sclerotinia sclerotiorum 1980 UF-70, 894 nucleotides. RefSeq lists its product as hypothetical. Gene Ontology annotation, biological process: ceramide catabolic process; ceramide biosynthetic process. The record is from RefSeq and is a predicted model, not a curated record. Gene Ontology annotation, cellular component: endoplasmic reticulum membrane. The coding region runs from base 1 to 894 and encodes 297 amino acids. NCBI's taxonomy places the organism in Eukaryota, Fungi, Ascomycota, Leotiomycetes, Helotiales, Sclerotiniaceae. The transcript has 7 exons.